Plasmodium relictum is the source of this 4344-nucleotide messenger RNA. RefSeq names its product DNA repair protein rhp16, putative. The record is from RefSeq and is a predicted model, not a curated record. The coding region runs from base 1 to 4344 and encodes 1447 amino acids. Gene Ontology annotation, molecular function: ATP-dependent chromatin remodeler activity; DNA binding; zinc ion binding. Lineage: Eukaryota; Apicomplexa; Aconoidasida; Haemosporida; Plasmodiidae. The transcript is spliced from 2 exons.
AUGGGUGACAAUUUAGAAAGGUUAUUUUCAAAAAAAGAAAAAUGUUUUAAGGAAAUAAUUGAAUCAAAUUGUAUUUUUAUCAAGGAGUUAAAUCAGUGGGUUGGCACUAACUAUAUAACAAAAUUAAAAAUAAAAAAAGACACUCUAAAAAUAACUCCAAAAUUAUUAAUAAAUAGAACUCGUUCAAGGGCGAGUAGAUGUAGAGUAUGUGGAUUAAUAAUUGAAAAGAACAGUUUAAGAAUAGGAUACCCAACAAAAGAUCCAAGAGGAAAUUUUGGAUAUAUAAGUUGUUGGGUUCAUCUAAGUUGUAGUAAAAAAAUUUUGUAUAUUAUUUUAUAUAAUGAAGAAAAUGGUAAAUUUUUACAAGCAUAUUUAAAUAGUACAGGAAAAGAUUCCACCGAAAAUAAUUAUAAUAAAUAUGAGUUAUAUAUAUAUAAUAAUUUAAAAUGGGAAAUUUUUUUCGGUGGAUUUGAAGAAUUAAACGAUGAAGAAGUCCAAAUGUUAAAAGAUACUGCUAGACCAUAUGAAUUAAAAAAUGUUAAUGUAAAAAAUAGCAUUGAAGCUUUAAUAAAUGAAGAAAAGGAAUAUUUAGAUUCAAAUAAUUAUAUGAAACUAGAAAACAGAAUUAUUGAAAACAAACUAAAAAUUCCUAAAGAAUUAAAAUUUAAUUUACUGGAAUAUCAAAAAGAAGGUAUUUCAUGGAUGAUACAUCAAGAAAAUUCAAACAUUAGAGGAGGAAUACUUGCUGAUGAAAUGGGUAUGGGGAAAACAAUACAAGCAAUCACUUUAAUUUUAUGUCAGAAAAUAAAUAAAUUGGAAAAUGGAGAAAAUAUAACAAAAGAAAGUAACAUAAUAGAGAUAGAUGAUGAAUCAGAAAAAGAAUUGAAAUUGAAAAAAGAAGAAAAUGAUGUAAUAAAAAUAGAAAAUAUAAAAAAGGAUAAAAUUAAAGUAGAAAAAGAAAUAGAAAAUAAUGUAAUAAAAAUAGGUAAUGAAAUGAAAAUGAAAUAUGAAUUAAAAAAUGAUGUAGAAAGUAAUCCUGCAGUUAAAAUAAAAAAUAAAAAUGAAACUAAGAAUAUAUUACAAGGAAAUACUUUAAUAAUAGCACCUAUUGCAGCUGUAAUGCAAUGGAAGUCAGAGAUUGAAAAAUUUAUUGAAGGAAAUAUUUUAAAAGUUUAUGUAUAUCAUGGGAGCUCUAAAAAAGUAACUUUUGAUGAAUUGUUAAAAUACGAUAUUGUCAUUACUUCUUAUGCAAUGGUAGAAGUACACUUUAGGAAAAUUAUUAAUAAAUAUAAAAUAUCAUGUGAAUAUUGUGGAAGAUUAUUUUUACCAAGAACCUUAAUUUUGCAUAAGAAGUACUUUUGUGGACCAGGGGCAGUGAGAACUGAAAAAUUAAAAAAAAGAAGAAAAAAAAAUAAAGAUACUGCACUUGUUGCUAUGAAAAAAUUUGAUGAUACAUUUGUUCCUACCCCUAGAAAUGUACUUUUGGAAAUUAUGAAAGAAUCUAAAGAUUCAAAUAUUAAUAAUGAAAUCAAUAAUAUGAAAAAUAUGAAAAAAUUAAAAAAAAAUGAUUCACUAAAUAAAAUGCACACAAUAGAAGAAAAUGAAGUUAUUGUAUUAAGUUCAGAAAGUUAUAAAAGUGAAUGCUCAUCAUCAAAUAAUUCUUUUUAUUCUCCUUUAUCUAGAAAGACAUCUAGUAGAAUAAUCGAUUUAUGUAAUUUAGGUUUUGACAAAGAAGUAAUUGAUAAAAACAUAGAAAAUAUGUAUAAAAAUAAAGAAAAAAAAAAAAAAAAAGUAAAAUGGAAUAUAGUUAUAAAAAGCAUAUUAGAAAAUGAUUCAUAUAAUUUAGAUAUAAACGAAAAAUGUAAGAACAUUUUAAUGCAAAUAUAUUUAAGUGAUAACACAAUAGAAAACAGUGAUCUUAAAAAAUUAAAUAUGGGUGAACUUAAGGUUCUUUUAAUAACCAUGGGGAAACAUGUUUUUGGUACAAAAUUAGAACUAAUAAAUAGAAUAUUAGUUUCAGCUAAAUAUAUAAGACAGGAAUUGAAUCAAUUGCAAAAUGAAGAAAAUGAAAAAACGAAAAAGGUCGUAGGAACUAAUAAAGAAAGUGAAGAGUAUCAUCACAUAAACAAAAAGGAAUUAGAGAAAAGUAUAAGUGUUACUAUAAGUGAAGAUUUAAAAUACGAAAAUGAAGAAGAAAAUUACACCAACGAUCCAAUUAAAAAAAAAACCAAUAAAAAUAAAAAGAGUUAUGGAAAAAGUAAAACAUUAGAUUCUACAUAUUCACUACAAAAUAACAAAAUAUCAAAAGAAAAAGUAAAAAAGAGAAAUUCAUCUAACUCAAGAAGGAAGCUAAAAAAGAAAAGAAAAAAAAAAAAUAGUAAUGAUGAUAGUGAUGAAUCAUUUAGGAUAGAAUAUUUAAAAAGUGGAAAGUAUGAAAAAAGCUUUAGUGAUAGUUCCGAUAUUAAAGAAAAAAAUAAUAGCACUAGUGACUCUUUUGAUUCCUAUGAUUCUAUUAUUGUUAAAAAAUCAAAAUUAAAAAAGGCUAAAUUGAAGAGUGAUCAAACUGUUUUUUUUGAUGAAAGUGCAUUGCAUCAAAUACAAUGGACAAGAAUAAUAUUAGAUGAAGCUCAUAGGAUAAAAAACAGAACUACAUCAACAACACAAUCAAUUUUAAAUUUAAAUUGUUCUGGAUAUAGAUGGUGCUUAACAGGAACUCCUUUACAAAAUAGAAUUGGAGAAUUAUAUAGUUUAAUAAGGUUCCUAGAAUUUUACCCAUAUGCUUAUUAUUUUUGUUCAAAAAAAGAUUGCAAAUGUUUACUCUUAAAUUAUGAAAUGAAAGAUAACAAAUACUGCUAUAUUUGCAAGCAUUCUAGAAUAAAUCAUUUUAACUAUUUUAAUAAAAGAAUUUUAAAGCCAAUACAAUCAUUUGGAUAUAAUGGGGAAGGUGUUACGAGCAUGUUUUAUUUAAAAAGUGAAGUUCUAGAUAAAAUAUUACUAAGGAGAACUAAAAAGGAAAGAAAAAAUGACAUAAAAUUAGAACCAUUAAUAAUUACUAUAAGGAAGGAUAAAUUGUCAAAUGAAGAAAAGGAUUUUUAUGAAUCUUUAUAUAAACAAACUUCUACGCAAUUUGACAAGUAUGUUAAGUCAAAUACUGUUUUGCAUAAUUAUGCUCAUAUUUUUGAUCUAUUAAGUAGAUUAAGACAAGCUGCUGAUCAUCCAUAUUUAAUUCUUUUUGGAAACUCUUUUUUAAGUGAUCCAUCAGGAAAAUUUAUAAAAAAAAAUUCUGAAAUUAUUCCAGCUAUAUCAAAUGAUUAUGUAUGUGGAAUAUGCCUAGAAAAUGUACCAAAAAAAAAUAAUAUUAAUACAAAAUGUAAUCAUAAUUUUCAUAAGACAUGUUUAAAGCAAUAUAUAGAGAGUUUUGAAAUAGAAAAUUAUUCAAAUAGCGACUUAAAUAGUACCAAAGAUUCAAAUUUUGUCAAAUCAAAAACAUCUGAAUGUGUAAGUACUACUACAAAUACAAUUUGUAAUAGAGAUGUUAUAUAUAAUAAUGAAACGGAAAAAUUAAAUAAAAAAUCAAAAUCCAUUUCUGUUGUAAAAUUUAAGGAUAAAGAUAAAUCAGAAUUUGUUAGUUUGUUAAAUAAUAAAGAAAAUUCAAAAGAUUAUCCUUUGGGUUGCCCAGUUUGUUAUAUUCCUUUAACUGUUGAUUUUAAUCUUUUUCAAGAGUCAGAAGAUCAUGAUGAAGAAGAAAUCAUCGUGUGUAAAGAAGAAACUACAUAUAUUAAUAAGAGUUUUAUAAAUAGAAUUAACACUCAAGAAUUUCAAACAAGUACUAAAAUUGAAGCCAUAUUUGAAGAAGUUGAUAAAGUCAUUAAAAAUACUGAUGAUAAAUGUUUAAUAUUUUCUCAGUUCUGCUCUAUGUUAGAUUUAAUUGAAUAUCAUUUAAAAAAGCACAAUAUUAUAUGUUCAAAAUUGUUAGGGUAUAUGUCAAUGGUAUCAAGAAAUAAUAUAUUAUAUAAUUUCAAUCAAGAUAAGCAACUAAGAGUUCUUCUUAUAAGUUUGAAAGCAGGUGGAGAAGGUUUAAAUUUGCAAGUAGCAAAUCGAAUUUUUAUUGUUGAUCCUUGGUGGAAUCCAGCUGCUGAAUUACAGGCUAUUCAAAGAGCUCAUAGGAUAGGCCAAACAAAGACAGUUCAUGCCAUUCGUUUUAUUAUAGAAAAUACUGUUGAAGAAAAAAUUAUUCAAUUACAAAAAAAAAAGCAGUUAGUAUUUGAUUGCACCAUAGGAGAUUCCAAUAAUGCUAUGCAGAAGUUAACAAAGGAAGAUUUAGCUUUUCUAUUUCAUGCAUAA